Paracoccidioides brasiliensis Pb18 is the source of this 465-nucleotide messenger RNA. RefSeq lists its product as uncharacterized. The transcript has 2 exons. Bases 1 to 465 code for a protein of 154 amino acids. The record is from RefSeq and is a predicted model, not a curated record.
AUGGCUCAGCUCCUCGGUCUGAGGUCCAAAUUCGGUCCAGAACGCAAUCUCAUUCGAAAGACAUCAACAUUCCAAGACAACACUUUUAGGGCCUCAAAGCUAGAGUAUGUUCAUCCACUUUUCUUUCUAACUCAAGCAAACGCUAAAUCUUCGUGGAAAUACCAAGCUGACAGAAUCGAGGUUACAUACUUGCAGGUAACGGAUGGAUCUUGGAUGCAAUUGCGGCGGUAUGGCUUGUGUAACCGUGACAUUCGUUCCAGAAAACUGUCAAAUGGCCCUAUCAAACAAACGACAGCCCUCGAGCGGCUUCUGAACAUUGCCACGACUAUGCCCCGUGGAUUCCAAGUUGAUAUAAAACAAUACAUGCAAGAAAGUUGGGCACCAAACCAGCUGGUCACGGCUUUCGACCGAUACAAAUAUAUCUACUUCAUUGUGAGACGAAUGGGAAACAGGAACCUCAAAUAA